AUGUCCCUUACGUUCAAUAUUCCCACGGUGACUGAAGACGAUCUCAGGCAGUUUGGACUCGUGCAUUUCCCAUCGGCAUCUCUGCCGGAAUCAUUCUUCUACGAGCAAUGGAAUGAUGAAUACCGCUAUGAUGACGACGACGAUGGACUGGGCUAUUACGACGACGGCGUGAAACGCACACUCACAGAUGAACAAAUCGCCAUUUUCAGAAGCUCAGAAGUCAAGCAGAUCCUUGCCAAGAGGCAAAAGAACUACGAGCGGAACAAAAGGCGGAAUGCGAACCGUGUAGAGCAGAAACGCAAGGCGGCCGAAAUGCUCGUUGCUAAGCACAAGGAUGCGGCUUCGUCUCAUCAUGAUUCCAUUCCAAGUGCAGAGUCACGUGAGACGACGGAUCAGCUCGAUGCUGAGCAAGAAACAAGCCUUCAGACAGAGACGAGGACAGACAAUCAAUUGGAAAACAGUGAUGAAGAUAUCUCGGCCGGUGCGGCUGCAGUGACCCCGAUCUCGACGCCCUCCUCGUAUGGUCGCGAUGCCGAUGGUCAGCGAUCAACGAACAUCUUUCAGAAGACAGUCUCGAAAAGGCUGAAGCGCAAGCAGGCGAGGCAGCGGCACAAGCAUCGCAGGGAAGCUGAGACAGAGGAGAAGGCGCAGAGGGCGUUGGACAGGGCCGAACCAACACCACGUCGCAUCGCCCGUGAGCUUGACCAGACGACUGAGAGCAAGAUCGAGCUUGACUACUGA
Molecule: messenger RNA, 741 nt
Organism: Pseudovirgaria hyperparasitica
Lineage: Eukaryota; Fungi; Ascomycota; Dothideomycetes; Acrospermales; Acrospermaceae
Exons: 2
Coding region: 1-741 (246 amino acids)
Source: RefSeq, a predicted model, not a curated record